AUGGACCCUCUGAACAGGACCCAGCUGACUGAGUUUGUUCUCAGAGGAAUAACAGAUCGUCCAGAGCUGCAAGUCCCCCUGUUCCUGGUGUUCUUCCUCAUCUAUGUCACCACCAUGGUGGGCAACCUUGGCUUAAUCUUUCUCAUCUGGAAGGACCCCCAUCUUCACACACCCAUGUACCUUUUCCUUGGAAAUUUAGCCUUUGCCGAUGCCUGCACCUCAUCUUCUGUGACACCAAAGAUGCUUAUGAAAUUUUUAAAUAAGAAUGACAUGAUAUCCGUGGGUGAGUGUUUUGCCCAAUUUUAUUUUUUUUGUUUCAGUGCAACCACAGAAUGCUUCCUCCUGGUAGCGAUGGCCUAUGACCGCUAUGUAGCCAUAUGCAACCCUCUGCUCUAUCUUGUGGUGAUGUCCAACAGACUCUGUAUUCAGUUCAUAACUGUGUCAUAUCUAAUUGGAUUUCUACAUGGUUUACUUCAUGUAGGAUUGUUAUUUAGGCUAACUUUUUGUAGUUCCAAUGUAAUUGAUCAUUUCUACUGUGAUAUCCUCCCACUCUAUACAAUUUCUUGCACUGACCCAUCCAUCAACGCAUUGGUAGCUUUCAUUAUGGCUAUUUUUAUACAAGUGAAUACUUUUAUUAGUAUUAUAGUUUCUUAUGCCCAUGUCCUCUUUGCCAUCCUGAGAACAAAGUCUGAGAGGGGCAGAAGAAAAGCCUUCUCCACUUGCAGUUCCCAUCUCUUGUCUGUCUCUUUGUUCUAUGGCACUCUCUUCAUCAUAUACGUACUCUCUGGCUCUGACACAGAUAAUUAUCAGGGUAAAAUGUAUUCACUGUUUUACACCAUUAUCAUUCCCUUGUUGAACCCCUUCAUUUACAGCCUAAGAAACAAAGAAGUCAUAGGUGCCUUGAGAAAACUCACAAAAUGA
Rattus rattus (black rat) is the source of this 921-nucleotide messenger RNA. Its product is annotated as olfactory receptor 5AC1-like. The record is from RefSeq and is a predicted model, not a curated record. Gene Ontology annotation, molecular function: olfactory receptor activity; odorant binding; G protein-coupled receptor activity. The coding region runs from base 1 to 921 and encodes 306 amino acids. Gene Ontology annotation, biological process: G protein-coupled receptor signaling pathway; sensory perception of smell. NCBI's taxonomy places the organism in Eukaryota, Metazoa, Chordata, Mammalia, Rodentia, Muridae. Gene Ontology annotation, cellular component: membrane. The transcript has a single exon.